Messenger RNA from Anneissia japonica, 569 nucleotides. RefSeq names its product cilia- and flagella-associated protein 206-like. The transcript is spliced from 3 exons. NCBI's taxonomy places the organism in Eukaryota, Metazoa, Echinodermata, Crinoidea, Comatulida, Comatulidae. Gene Ontology annotation, biological process: regulation of cilium beat frequency. The record is from RefSeq and is a predicted model, not a curated record. Bases 22 to 378 code for a protein of 118 amino acids. Gene Ontology annotation, cellular component: ciliary basal body; axoneme.
CAGGGAAAAGAUCAAGGCAAAAUGAUUGAGAAGCCAAUUACUAAAUGUGAUGCUGGUAUCCAGACGGAAGUUCACCCAAUUGAAUCAAACAUCGUCAAGUCCUACGAAUGGAAUGAGUGGGAGUUAAGGAGAAAAGCUAUCAAACUGGCAAACUUACGGAAUAAGGUGACUCACUCAGUUCAGACGAACCUUAGCAACCUACGGCGGGACAAUGUGUCGCAGGUCUACCUACCAAAGGAUACUGGAUCUCAGACAAAGCAAAGCAGCGGCACAAAUGUUCCACGCCCUCAGACGUUUCUUGCUGGUCUUCGCGGAGGAAUGCGUAAAACCACUGUUAUGACCAAAGUUGACCUAACACAAGAUGUUGACCAGACUUAGCACAUUUUUGCAUCUUAAUAUAUGAUUCUGAGAGAUGUAUUGUCAAGAAUUUAAAAAUAUAAAGUGAAGGAAUCCUUUAGCAUGACAUGAAUUAGAUAAUUACAUUGUGUUUCUUUUUAAAUUUAAUCGUAUACAAUAGUGAAUACUGUUAUGUAUUGCUUUUGUGGAAAUAAACGACAUUGAAUGUUAAU